UAGGUGAAUCCAGGCCCCACCUUAAACUUCUAAUUUUCUCUCUCUAAUAUAAACCGUUUCGAUAAACCCCUCCUCCUUUUAUUCUUUCUGGAUCCCUUUUGGUUGGGUGCAAAGGGGGGAAAGGAAUGGCGAUUGUGGCGGAAGGUGGUAAGGAGUUGGAGACGUGCGUGGUAUUAGGGGGACGAGGAUUCGUCGGGAAAUGGCUUGUGGAUAGGCUUCUUCGAAUCGGCAAUUGGAUCGUCCGAAUCGCCGAUUCUUUGCCCAGUCUUCAACUUGAACCCUCCGAGUCCCUUCUUUCUCAUGCCCUCUCUUCUGGCCGCGCUUCCUAUUUCCAUGUCGAUAUUCUUCAUAAAUCUCAUAUUAUUCCAGCUAUUGAUGGCGCAUCAGUUGUAUUUUACAUGGAUUCUAGGGAUUCAUAUGCUCAUGAUUUCUAUAUUUGCUACACAAUUGUUGUUCAAGGUGCCAAGAAUAUCAUUACUGCUUGUCAAGAGUGUAAAGUCAAAAGGCUAGUAUACAACAGUUCUGCUGAGGUAGUUUUGAACAGCUGGCAGGAUAUACAUGGCGGGGAUGAGUCCUUACCAUAUUCCAGUAAAUUUGUGAACAUGGUAACUGAUCUCAAGGCUCAAGCAGAGGCUCUAGUUUUAGUUGCAAAUGAUGCUGACGGCCUUCUUACUUGUGCAAUUCGUCCUAGCUAUGUUUUUGGACCUGAAGACAAUUAUCUCUCCUCUUUGCUGGUCAAUGUUGCAAAAUCUGGCUGGGCCAAGUUUAUUAUAGGGCUUGGUGACAAUACGUCUGAUUUCACCUAUGUGGAGAAUGUUGCCCAUGCACAUAUAUGUGCUGAAAAAGCUCUACGUUCUAGGGGAAGUAACAUAUGUGGCAAGGCCUUUUUCAUCACUAAUCUCAAGCCAAUGAAAUUCAAGGAUUUUGUAUCUCUUGUGAUGGAGAGAUUGGGAUAUCAAAGGUCCAUGAUCAAGAUUCCUGCUAGGGUUGUCCAAUAUUGUACUUUGAUCAUGAAAUGGACAAUUUCAAGGAUGAGCAAUUGGAAUCCUGAUAAUGUGCCAGCUUUUGAUAUUAUUGAAUUAGCAUUGUGCCAUAGGAGAUUUAAUUGCUUUGCAGCUCAGAAAUAUAUUGGAUAUUCUCCUGUUGUUUCCCUUGAAGAAGGAGUUGCUUUAACCACUAAGUCCUUUCAUUCAGCCAGGGAAUCAUCUUUGUCAAGCGAUAGUGACACUGAUGAGGAAUCAAACGUGCAUAAACUGCUAGGAGGUGGAAAAGGUUGUGCAGCUGCCGAAAUUUUAUUGUGGAGAGAUGAGCAGAGAACAUUUACUUGUUUCCUUUUGCUGGUUUUCAUCCAUUACUGGUUCUUCCUGUCUGGGAGGAGUUUUCUUUCAUCUCUUGCCCAGCUUCUACUGAUGAUCGCUUCUGCUCUCUGGGGAUACAGCAUUCUGCCACCAACAAUAUAUGGCAUUGCAGUUCCCAGGAUAUCGUGGUCUUUCUUUGAGAUCUCUGAAGUGGAUAUGAGAAAUUGCUUUUACAACUUAGCAUAUACGUGGAACAGAAUGAGUCAUUUAGCAAGUUUACUAGCCCAAGGAGAAGACUGGUCUAUAUUUUUGAAGGCCGCCAUACCCCUGUAUUGUUUGAAGUUGAUAAUUGCAGAUUGCUUGACUUUUGCACUUGGUAUAGCACUAGCUCUGGCAUUCACUUCAUUCCUCAUUUACGAGCAGUACGAGGAUGAAAUUGAUAGUACGGCAAAUGUAAUAUUCAGCAUAUCAAAAGGUGCCUUUACUUUGCUGAUGAGGAGCUUACGCUUGCCUUUGGCAUUGAUCCAUUCUGAUUCAGAAAUGCCUCGAGGGAUCUGCUCUUCUAGAUUGAAGAUUCAGCAAUGAGAAGGUAUCCUAGUGCUUUACUCAGUCCUAACAAUAGACAGAGGGAGAGUGGUGUAUAUCUGCCUGGUUCGCUUUCCUUAUUUUGGAUGUGUGACCUCUUGUACCAGACGUUUGUUAACUCAAUAUGAGAAGGGUCGUUGGUCUAUAUCUUCUCGAGAAACUAAACUCCCUCACCCCCUCAUUCCCAUACCCUUGUACUGGAGCUACGGAAAAAAACUUGGAAGUUAAAAAGAAAAGAAUGAAGAUACCCCCCUACAAUUGAGAACAGAGUUUGCUCAUUUUGGCUGUAAUAGAUUCCAAAUGAUGAUAACAUAGUGGAUCAGUUGCUUGGAUAUAAAUUGUGCUUAUGCUUGCCAAGUUCUUGCUGUUGUGUGUAUUACAACCUCCUAAUUGUGUUACACCUGAAGAAACAAUGAUCAAUGUGAUUACAAACUA
Molecule: messenger RNA, 2318 nt
Organism: Nicotiana tabacum (common tobacco)
Lineage: Eukaryota; Viridiplantae; Streptophyta; Magnoliopsida; Solanales; Solanaceae
Product: 3beta-hydroxysteroid-dehydrogenase/decarboxylase
Biological process (GO): steroid biosynthetic process
Molecular function (GO): oxidoreductase activity, acting on the CH-OH group of donors, NAD or NADP as acceptor
Source: RefSeq, a predicted model, not a curated record